Messenger RNA from Vitis riparia (riverbank grape), 1535 nucleotides. RefSeq names its product flavin-containing monooxygenase FMO GS-OX-like 2. The transcript has 7 exons. Gene Ontology annotation, molecular function: NADP binding; N,N-dimethylaniline monooxygenase activity; flavin adenine dinucleotide binding. The record is from RefSeq and is a predicted model, not a curated record. NCBI's taxonomy places the organism in Eukaryota, Viridiplantae, Streptophyta, Magnoliopsida, Vitales, Vitaceae. Bases 98 to 1444 code for a protein of 448 amino acids.
CCUCGGCCACGCCAUCACAUUCAUUUCCUGCACCAUUCGCAGCGUCUUUUGAAAAGAAAGGCGAUCGCACUCCCCAGAAGGCGCCGUCCCAUUCCUAAUGGCCCUGUUAGCGAGAGUGGCGGUGAUCGGAGCAGGCGUCGCUGGCCUCGCUGCCGCCCGCGAGCUCCAUCGGGAAGGCCACCGCGUCGUCGUCCUCGAAAAACGACACAGUCUCGGAGGAACCUGGCUAUACGACUCACGAGUCGACUCCGAUCCGCUCAGCCUCGAUCCGGCCCGCGCCGUCGUCGGCACCAGCCUCUACCACUCUCUCCGCACCAACCUCCCCCGCCAAAUCAUGGGCUUUCUCGAUUAUCCAUUUGCGAAGAGUCCCCAUGAGGACCAAAGAACCUUUCCAGGUCACGAGGAGGUGCUUUGGUUUCUAAACGAGUUCGCCGACGAGUUCCAACUCCGUGAGUUGAUUCGGUUCUGCACCGAGGUCGUCCGAGCGGAGCGAGCUGAGGGGAGGAACGACGAGUGGGUGGUUGAGUCGAGGAGUCGUGGGUCUGAGUCGGCAAAGGUGGUGAGGGAAGUGUAUGACGCUGUGGUCGUUUGUAACGGACACUACACUGAGCCCCAUCUCGUCGAGGUUCCAGGUAUUGAAAAAUGGCGUGGAUAUCAAAUACAUAGCCACAAUUAUCGCAUUCCUAAACCAUUCACGGGUCAGGUGGUGGUUCUCAUUGGAUUUGGACCUAGCGCUUUUGAUAUCUCUAGAGAUGUGGCGACGGUAGCCAAGGAAGUUCACAUCGCAACAAGAGCCCCUAAUGUAACAGUUGGAAAAUUAGACAACCAUAAAAACAUAUGGCAGCAUGAAAUGAUAGAAUUUGUUGAUGAAGAUGGUAAAGUUGUCUUUCAAGAUGGAUCCUCAGUUCAUGCAGAUACCAUUUUUUACUGUACUGGGUACAAAUACCAUUUUCCAUUUAUUGAAACAAAUGGAAUUGUAACCAUUGACGACAACCGUGUUGGGCCACUGUAUAAACAUGUCUUCCCUCCGCGCUUAGCUCCUUGGCUCUCUUUCAUUGGAAUGCCUAAGCAGGGUACCCCAUUUAUGACAGCCGAGUUACAAUCCAAGUGGUUGGCACAUGUUUUAUCUGGUAAGGCAUUGCUGCCAACAGAAGAGGAGAUGAUGUCUGAUAUCGAAAAAUACUAUCAUCAUAUGGAGGAAACUGGAGUGCCCAAGCGCUUCACCCAUGUCCUUCCCCCCAAUGAGAUUGAGUACAUGAAUUGGCUACUUGCUCAGGUGGGAAUGCCACCAUUGAAGGAGUGGAGAGGAAGGAUGUACAGGGAGUGUGCCAUGUUAGCAAAAGCCAAGCGAGAUGGGUACAAGGAUCAAUGGGAUGAUGACUAUUGGGAUGCAGUCAUCGCAUCACAGGUUGAUUCCGUAGUCCCAAAAAACUUGAUAUCUUAGUUUUGCACUAAUGUGUUCUCUCUCUCUCUUUUGUUGACUACGAAUGAGAUUGGUAAAUUAUUGUAUAUUUUCUUUGAUUAUGAAAAAUAUA